This is a messenger RNA of Cheilinus undulatus (humphead wrasse), 15665 nucleotides long. RefSeq names its product ring finger protein 213b (gene rnf213b). The record is from RefSeq and is a predicted model, not a curated record. Lineage: Eukaryota; Metazoa; Chordata; Actinopteri; Labriformes; Labridae. Gene Ontology annotation, molecular function: ubiquitin-protein transferase activity; ATP hydrolysis activity. Gene Ontology annotation, biological process: negative regulation of non-canonical Wnt signaling pathway; sprouting angiogenesis; ubiquitin-dependent protein catabolic process. The transcript is spliced from 64 exons. Bases 119 to 15475 code for a protein of 5118 amino acids. Gene Ontology annotation, cellular component: nucleolus; membrane; cytosol.
CUUCUUAAGUUGUCGGUGGUUAUUGUGGACAGAUCUGCUGUUUAACUUGUCCGCUGUAAAGAAAGGGACAGAAAACAGGGGAACAAGGACACCCCUGAGAAGAAAAAGACCCCUGCAGAUGCACGAGGGAGCAGCAGACCUCUCCGGCCCACCUGGAUCUCAGGAGGGGGCCCAGAAAACAGAGGAUGUUGCAACCAAAAGUCCCCGAAAGAGAAAUAAGAAACAGACACCAAGCAAUCUGAGCAGAAAAGUUCAAGACAAGGAGAUGAGGAAGAAGAGAUAUCAAAACAGAAAGCGGAAUCCUACAAAUGUCAAAGAAGGAGCAGACUCAAAAGACAAAGACAAGAUGGAGGUUUUGGAAGCUACAGACACACAAUGUGUGGAUCCACACAUGGUUGAUGACCUGAAAACAGCAGACAACACUGAACAACAAGUUCUGGUCAUUUGUCAGAGCAACCAGGAGACUCAGACAGACAUUCGUAUGCCACAAAAAGAUGAGGAAAAGAGUCAGCCUGGCCUUAACAGUGCUCCUGAAACACACCUGGAUCAAGACCAGCACAAACCUGAACCCAAACUAGAAGACAGCAAGAAUGCCCAGACUUCCUCAAAGCAAAAUGAGAAUGCAGACGGUGAAAAAGCAUUGUCUGAUUUAGCUGGAGAACAGAAUCCAGAGCAUAAAGAGGAGAGCAUCCCUGCAGGAUCAUCAGAUUCAGCUAGAGAACAGAAUCCAGAGCCUAAAGAGGAUGGCCUCUCUGCAGGAUUAUCAGAUUCUCCCAAAGAUUCAACCACUGAAAAAUGUACAGCGCCAAAGUCUUAUGCUUCAGCUGUGACUGGAAAGAGUGGAGGUGACAAUCAGUCAAGUGUAGAAGGCUUUAAGGCAGCAGAUAAGACCACAAAAACCUCCCAAAACACACGUGAUCGAAAUCCAGUCAGACCUCCUCCUGAUGUCCCGAUGUUCACCUUUCACAUCUAUGCCAUUCUGGACAAAAAGUUCAGGUUCAAUCAGGAGCACGAUCAGCUUGUGCUGUGGACAGAGGGAGGAUAUUCUCUUCUGGAAAUGACACAUUUUGUUGGACUGAAACAGGAAGGUUAUCUGGUAGAGGCGAGUCUCUCUGUUGAAGACAGAGGCUUGAGAGGCAGCUGGUUGACGUAUUGGUACGGUGUGAAGCAGCGACACAAAGAGAUUUCAGGAACUGCUACCAGACGUGUUCAGAUUCCUUUCAGUGGAAAAGAGCUGCACCUUUAUGAAGGCUUCAUCAGCCGUCUGGAGGCUGGAUCCACAAUGCAGAAUUUGUUUCAGACUGGACUUCAGAUGGUUGGAUGGAUGAAACCGAAAGGUGUGGAGAUAUCAGACGUCUGGCAGACCUCAGCCAGAGAGCUGCUGGGCAGAAUCUUCCAGAACUGGACGCCAUCGGACAAACAGAGCACUGACAGCCUGUGUGACAAACUGAUUCACUUCAUGUGGAGUCUCAGUUCUGCACACCAAAGGAUGAAGUUUCCAGAUAAUUCACAGCCUCCGGUGAUCAAGACGUCAGAGCUGGUUUCAGAAACUCUGGUUCAGAUCCUAAAAGGAGAGUCAAACAUGAAAUUUCCCAGCAGCUUUAGGAGCAUUGGUCCUCUUGUUCUGGGCCUUUCUGUUUUCAUGGUGACCAGAAAGUGUAACAUCAACCUGGGGGUGAAAGGCUGGGCUGAGCUGUGUCUCCUGGUGUCCUCAGAGACUGCCAUGGACAAGAAAAGCCUGGACGAGCUGCUCAGCUCUUUCCAUAAUCCGCAAUACACUGUGUUGGGUCUGAUGAACCUCUGUGUCCAGCAGACGGUGUCCGAGCUCGUCCUCCUCGUUCCUCUGUUAUUCAGACUCAGACAGCGAGGAGGCGAUGCAGCAGAAGUGGGUCCAGCUGUCGAAGAGGAGAACUGGUCAGGACUACAAAAUGUCCUUUUCAGAAAGUUCAGGGAGAACGUCGAGUCCUAUCCUGACAAAAGAAAGAGGAUGCUGACUUUGAUCCAGACUCACUUGUGUCUGGUUAAACAGAUGCCUCUGCUUCAGAUCAGCUGGUUAUCUCUGGUUACAUUUGAAGAUUUAUCAGAGUUUUCAGAGCUGAUACAAGUCCCUGCAGAACAGCUGAUCCAGAGCACCAUGUACAGACUGAGACAAUGUGGAGACGACAACAGAAGGCAGGAGAGUCUGAAGAAAACUUUGACUCUCAUACUGCUGAAGGUAGACAAAGAAAAGCAGAGUAUCGUUGAAUCAGGGAAUAUAAAACCCGCCUUCAUGAGCAGCGUCAGUGUGGUGAAGAACACGUGCCGCAUCGCGAGAUUUGUCUCUGGAUUUCAGUCUGUAGUCCUGUCCUACCAGCUCCUGCUGAAACUGGCAGAGAUUCUAGAAGCUGCACUGAGGAAUGAGUCCCCAGCAGAAGAGUUCGAGACUUUGAGGCAGAAAGUAGUGGAGGAGCUGUUUGCAGUGCAGCAGAGAAUCAGCGAGUGGAGAGAUGAACUGCUGCAAAAACCCCUCAUUGCUCCUUCAAAAUCCCUCAGCUAUCCAAAAGAAAUCGAGAUGUGGGACGCUCUGCUAAAGGCUGAAAGCUCUUUUGGAGACGUUUCAUCACGCUGGAGCCAGAGCCUGAAAAAAGACCUAAAAAAGAGGCUUUCUAAGGCAACAGAGGAGGAUAAAGUUCUGCUGUGCUGUCACGACUCGUUCUCAGCCUCCAUCGGGAAAAGCCAUGAUGAUUUACGGGCCUGUUUUGAAGAUUUGUGUCAAUCUGCAAUCAAGACAAUCUGCCAGAGAGGACAGGAGGGGGAUCUGCUGCGGAGUCUCAGCUCUAAGGUGAAGGAUCUCCCUGAAGCUGUCCUGUCUGCUGUUGUAGUCGAGUCUGCAGCUCGAUUCAGAGACAACUCUGUCAUCCAGCUGCUGCAUCCUCAGUCUGCUGUCAACCACCUCCUGUCUCAAGAUGAUUGGAAGUCGGUCCGCAUGGAUGAAGCUGCAGGACUAGUCCUUCACAGCUCUCUGGUUUCUCUCCAAUCUCUGCUCAAGUCUCUGCUCAAAGGAAAUAUUCACCUGGGUCACCUGCAGACCUGCCUGAAGUAUCAAGACCAGUUCAAGAGGCUUUGCCAGCAGUACAAGAAAAACUCAGACUCUGAGGUUGUUUCUGUGAAUGCUGAGAUUGUUUUGGCUCAGAGAGAGAAGGAUUUGAACUCUUUCAUGCUGCGGAAACAGCAGAUGGAUACGCUGAUAAAGAUGAUAGCAAAGGUGACAGAAAGCAUCACAGUUCCUGAGAUGUCAGCACUUGAGGAGCAGCACAUUGCAGAUCUCCAAACUGUGAGCCUGAACCAACUGGUGCUCGUUCAGUCCUUCGAUGCUGACGGGACCUUGGGGAAAAUCGGGCCUCCACAGAUCCUCUGGUAUAAGACCAGCCUGAACACCCUGAAGAUGGCCAGUGAGAUGCACAGACUGCAUCACAGCAACCUGAUUCUGUCCUUCUGGGUCAAUGGCGCCACAGCUUUGGCAUCAGCGAGGCAGCCCACCCCAGCUCCUGUUCCAGUCAGCCUAACACAGAUUUGUGAGAACAUCUGGAAGCCACUGCUGACAGAGUUCUGUCACAUUGGUGUCAGCAUCGCCAACGCAAGCAUCACUUUUGAGCGGCUUGAUCAGGUUUUAGUGGACUCUGGUGACGAAGGAGAUGGGAAGCUACUGAGGACAGAGCUGCGUCUGAUGUCAGAGAUGUUGAAUGAGUCAGAAGGGUUUAGACCUGGAGAGGGCUGGGUGGAGGUCAGGCUCGGUCAGAUCCAGGAGUAUCGACAGCUACAUGACGCGGCGGUGGCAGCCAGUGUGAUUCUGAAGAUUGCUGAAAGACUGAAGCUGUCCGGAGACUUCAGUGAGAUUUACAGUCUCAGCCAGAUGGAAGAGACCACGUUCAGGCAAAGAUCCCUGGGCUCUCUCAGUAAAGACCUCUUCCGUGCCAAACAGCAUCUCUCCUCAGUCACCAGGCAGCAAACGGCCUGUCUGGAAGAGUUUCUAAAGAGUCAGACUCUGAUCACCUGGGUCAAGGAAAACCUGAAAAAUAUGAGUGAUGUGAAGGUCUAUGUGGACCUGGCCUCCAUAUCUGCUGGAGAGAAUGACACAGAGAUCGACCAGGUUGCCUGUUUCCAUGAUGCCGUCAUGGGCUAUUCUCCUCUGUUGUACUCUCUCUCCCCCCGUGCAAGCUUUGAGGAGUUCAUGAGGUGUGCUCAGCAGGUGUGGGACACCCAAAGCAGAGAUGAGAAGCUUCCUGACAAACUGAGAGAGUCUACCCGACUGUUGAGCUGGCUCAAAGCACUGAAGGAGACCCAUGGCUCUGUGGAGCAGUCCUCUCUCUCUCUAGCUUCUUCUAUUAAUGCUCAUGGAGUUUAUCACAUUGGCUGGUCUGAUAGAAACACAGAGAAGAGAUGCCUCCAAAACAUGAUUCAUGUCACAGUGAGGAAGGGCAGAGAAGAGAAGAAGUACAAGCUUGAAGAGCUGCUGGAGCUCCAGAACAAACUCAUGCUCAUGUCGUCAAAGGGCGAGCACGGCAGGGAGCAAGUCAACAGGUUCACAGAGGUUUUUGAAGGAAUUCAGAGACUGGGCGGCAUCUUUGUUCAAAUGCAAACAUCCGGCAACAUGCUCUUCAGAGAAUGGAGUGCUGAGGUCCUAUGCUGUCCACAACAUCAACCUUGCAUCAGAGUGACAUUCUUGUCCUUGUGGGGUAAAGAGAUGGUGUACUAUGGUGGCGUGACUGAGCAGCUGCAAAAUCUAGCCCGCUCCAUGAAUAGCUGCCAGAAAGAGUGGCGCUCCUUCAUCAGUGAGAUGCGCUCAAACUUCAGCUUGUUAAACCACUACACCUCAGAGCAGAUGGUCUAUCUGUGCCACUGGAUUCACAAGGUGUGUCUGGGGAAAGCAUCAGUCCCUUCACAGUUAUGGCAUUUACUCAAUCCCAUAAAGCCUCUGUGCACUCUGGCUGAUGUCAGGGCAGCAUUCACAAAAGCAGCCAGUAUGAGCAAAAAGCAUGAUUUACCGGAAGAUGUUGACUUUGAGGAUGAAACAUGCAUAGGUUCAACAACCACUUCAGCAGAGCACACUAAGAAUCUCAUGGAUGAGACUCCUGACUUGAUGGAGUUUUCCUCAGAAGAUGAGGAUGAUGAUGACAACAAAUGUGAAGCUGAUGACUUUAGGAAGCAUGAUGAAGACAGCCUUGAAAAGCUCUGGUAUAAGUUCAAGGAGAACAUGUCUGAGUACCUCCAUGAGCACCUGGACAUCAAGUCUUUGGCCCACUUCCUGUCAUACCUUUCUAAAAUGAACCAGCAACACAUGAUCAGGAACCUUCCACAGAUCCUACAGGAGGGAAAACCAAAUCUUGUGCUCUGUCCCAGUGCAGAGGUGUUCACCACUGUCCUUUCCUUUUACAUGGAGAGUCCGGAGCAACCUCUGCCCUCUUCUGAUGAGGUACUAGUCUGCAAAGAGGAGACCAAAGAGGAGGAGGUGGAGAUCUUUCUCCACAGAGCUCUUGGCCAAGGCUCUGGAGAAAACUGUCAGAAGAUAUACUCCCUUGUCAAUCCAGGACUUCUGGGAUAUGAUGUCAGUGUGGCCUUGGGGGAACGUUUUGAGAGUCUGAAGAGAAGUGCCAGCCCACAUUAUCGUUUGGUAAUAGUCAGUCCGGUGGUGCACCAGCACAGAUAUGUGCCCUCUUUCUUCAGCAAUGACAAAGUGCAGGCUUGUGCAAGUCUUGCUGUAGAGACUGCAAGGAAAUACCUACAUCAUCACUUCACACAAAACAGGAUCUCACAGAACCCGGUCUCUCUGGUUUCUCCACAUCAGCUCUCAGUCUGGAUGGUGUCAUCUUCACGUCCUGCAGUGGGGAAAUCACUCUAUGUGGAUCGCUUGUUUGAGAAGUUCCGACAGAAAUCUCCCAGAGCAGAACACAUAACUAUCAGACUGAUAGAGCCCACUGUUGAUGUAGACUCUUUGAUAAAGAGUCUGACAGAGAAACUGGAACCCUUAAGAGAACAAGACCCUGUUCUUCUGCAUAUUGACACUGCUGGGGUCCGUUCAGGUUUGGAGGAGCUCCUGUUCCAUCUCCUAGUUCUGGGCUGUUUGAGUGACUGCCAUGGCAUGCUUUGGAGGAGGAAUGCUGCUCACUUGAUAACUGUUGAAAUCCUCAGAACAAACCCAUCCCCUCAAAACCAGCCUAAACAGAAAAGACUUGGACUUCUCAACAUCCUGCCUACAAUACACUGUAGACCACCCAAGGAAGUGAUGCAGAUGAUGCUCAGUCGAGGGGUUCAAUCCAAGCACAACUUGGAUCCACUCAUGGAUGAGCAGGAGUUCUGCAGUGAGGGAAUUCAAAGGCCUUAUCAGUACCUAAAGCUCUACAAAGGCAACAGGAAUCUGGAUCAUUUUAACUACAAGGAAGGAUCCAGAGCUGGCGAUCCCAUUGAUUGUCUGAAUCACUUUCUGCUUUACUGCGGGAUGACAGACCCCUCCUGGGCUGAGCUGAAGAACUUCUCUUGGUUCCUCAACGUACAACUGAAAGACUGUGAAAACUCGAUUUUCUGUGAUCCAGAUUUUCUUGCUGACCAGCUGCCAGGUUUCAGAACCUUUAUUGUGAAGUUCAUGAUACUAAUGGCGAGAGAUUUUGCCUCGCCAUCUCUGAACACAUCGGAUGCAAGUCCCGUGCUGCACGUUGAUAACAGUCAGGAAGAGGAUCUUCUUGCUCGUCUGACAAUUCGUAAGCGUUGGGAAAACGAGUCCCACCCGUACAUUUUCUUCAAUGCUGACCGAUCCUCAAUGUCUUUCCUCGGCUUCAAUGUGAAGCUGUGUCAGAGGCAAAGAAGACUCAAUGCAGUUGAUCCUCAUAGUCUCCAGGUCCUGAUUGAAGAUGUGAUGUCUGAAGAACUUUUUAGAGGUUUGGAAAGUCAAAGAAUCUCUCUCACUGAGGACUUUGACCAGCUGCCAAGGGCUGUCAAAAUCAAGAGGAUUUCAAGUGUUGUUGGAACGAAAGGAAUGAUGCCCAAAGGAUUUGAUCCAGAUCCGACAUAUGAGCUCACUGCUGACAAUGUGAUGAAGAUGUUGGCCAUACACAUGAGAUUCAGGUGUGGGAUUCCUGUUGUCAUCAUGGGAGAGACUGGCUGUGGGAAAACAAGAUUAGUCAGUUUCCUCUGUGCUCUACAGAAAGAGGAGAGACCAGUGGAGAACAUGGUCCUUGUCAAAGUACACGGCGGGACUACAGCAGAGAUGAUCUACAGAAAGGCGAAAGAAGCAGAGAAACUAGCCGAGAAGAACCAGAAAAUGCACAACUUGGACACUAUUUUGUUCUUUGACGAAGCAAACACCACAGAGGCCAUUUUUGCCAUCAAAGAAAUCCUGUGCGACCAGACCAUGAAGGGAGAGCCUGUCAAACCCAGAAGUGGCUUGAAAAUAAUAGCAGCUUGCAAUCCUUACAGGAAGCACUCACCUGAAAUGGUGGAGCGUUUGGAGCGUGCAGGUUUAGGAUACAGGGUGAAGGCAGAUGAAACAGAAGACCGCCUUGGCAAAGUUCCUCUGAGACAGCUGGUGUACAGAGUUCAUCCUCUGCCUCCAAGCAUGGCCUCUCUGGUGUGGGAUUUUGGUCAGCUAAGUGAUUCAACUGAACUCUCCUACAUCAAGCAGAUAGUCCAAAAGAAAGUCCAAGACCAUUGUUUGCCAGAGAUCUGCAAGGACAUCAUUUCACAUGUGCUGGGGGAAUCCCAGAAAUACAUGCGCAGUCGGAAGAAUGAGUGCAGCUUUGUGAGUCUAAGAGAUGUGGAGAGGUCCAUGAAAGUGCUCAUCUGGUUUUACCAGCACAGUGAGGUACUUUUCGACGACUGCUCACGUCUGAGUGAAUUUCAUAAAACAGUGAAAUGUUUGAUUCUUUCAGUCGGAGUCUGCUACUACCCAUCUCUAAUUUCCAAAGAUGAGUACCUCUCUGUAAUCUGCAGGUACUUCCCAAAACCUUACCAUUCCUCAGUAGCAUUGCAGGAAGUGAUUUUAUCCUGUCAGGAUUUCUUCCUCCAGAACAUACAGACCAGGGAGACCAUAGCAAAAAAUGUUGCACUGAAAGAAAAUGUCUUCCUCAUGGUGGUGUGCAUUGAGCUCAGGAUUCCCCUCUUUCUUGUUGGCAAGCCAGGAAGCUCAAAAUCACUUGCUAAAACUGUGGUCGCUGAUGCCAUGCAGGGACAGACCUCCCACCAUGAUCUGUUCAAGAAACUGAAGCAAGUCCACAUGGUUUCCUUCCAGUGCAGCCCUCACUCAAGUCCAGAGGGCAUCAUAGGAACAUUCAGGAACUGCGCCCGUUUCCAGAAAGACAAAAACAUGGACGAGUAUGUUUCAGUGGUUGUUCUCGAUGAGAUAGGUCUUGCAGAGGAUUCUCCUCAGAUGCCCCUGAAGACGCUUCAUCCUCUCUUGGAGGAUGGUUGCAUUGACAAUGACAGGCCAGAUCCCCACAUGAAGGUUGGCUUUGUUGGCAUUUCCAACUGGGCUCUUGACCCAGCAAAAAUGAACAGGGGCAUAUUUGUGUCCAGAUGGGAUCCAAGUGAGGAUGAACUUGUGGAAACGGCCAAAGGCAUCUGUUCAUCCUCCAGCCAAAUUCUCCUGAAGAUCAAACACCUCUUUCCACCUCUGGCCAAGGCCUUCCUGCGCAUCUGCAAUAAAACCUCAAAGAAUCAGUUCUUUGGUUUAAGAGAUUAUUACAGCCUGGUAAAAAUGCUCUUUGCUGCAGUCAAAUCCACACAGCAAGAGCCAGAUGGUGAACAGCUGUUAGAGGCCAUCUUGUGCAACUUCAGCGGACAGCCAGAGGAUUUUGACCCUGUCACGUUCUUCCAAGAGGUUCUCCAAAACUUAACAGAAAUACCCAGACCAAGCACCUUGCAAAUGGUGAAAAAGAAUCUCGAUCAUGGCGCAAACCAGGAGAGCCGCUACCUCCUGCUGCUGACCACCAACAAUGCAGCUCUCCAUAUCCUCCAGCAACAGAUCUUUGCCAAAGGAGACUAUUCAACACCAGAGAUUGUCUUUGGCUCUGGAUUCCCAAAGGAUCAGGAAUAUGCUCAAAUCUGCCGCAAUGUCAACAGGGUGAAAACGUGCAUGGAGACAGGGCGCACCGUCAUCCUCCUCAACAUGCAAAAUCUUUAUGAAAGCCUGUACGAUGCUUUGAACCAGUACUAUGUUUACCUCAGUAAACAGCAGUACGUUGAUCUUGGUCUCGGCUCCCACAGAGUCAAAUGUCGAGUCCAUGCAAACUUCAGAUUGGUGGUAGUGGAGGACCAGAAGAAGGUCUACGAGCACUUUCCCAUGCCCCUCAUCAAUAGGCUUGAAAAGCACAGGGUAGACAGGAGUACUGAUCUGGAACCAUGGCAACACAGGGUUCUGGACAAGCUGAAGGAGUGGGUUAAGGAGUUCUCAGGUGAAACAUCAGAGGAUUUUAAGCCUUCUGAUAUUUUUGUGGGCUACCAUGGUGAUGCCUGUGCCAGCGCCCUCUUACAGGCUCUAGAAAGAACAGAAAAAGAUGAAGAGAGUGCAGAAAGACAUCUCCAUCACAUCGAGAAAGAUGAUUGUCUGGAAGAGGGUGAACCAAAUGAAACACCUGGAUCCCAUUUUGAAGGACUAAAAGAGGUGUCUGAUAUUGAGAUGCAUGAUGCAAUGGACAUACAGACUGAAGGAAAUGGACAGGAAUUUGAGGCACUGGAGAGAAAUGAAGAUGAAUCCAUUCAGGUAUGUGAAGAUGAGAGCAAAGUGAUGUCUGAGAGCGAGGAACUCAUGGAGACGGAGGACCUUGUUGAGUCCGCUGGAAUGAACGAGGAAGAGGAAGUCUUCGAGCGAGCUAAAUGUCUCUUGCUGAACUGUGCAACCCCUGAUGCUGUGCUGAGACUCAAGUAUUCAGAUUUAGCAAACCAGGAGAAAGAGAAGCUCAAGAGAAUGUACUUCCAGCUCCAGCGUCACCAUUCCCUUCGAGAUUUCUUGGAGGACAGUUUGAACACGCAUCAAGGGGCGAGGAAAUUUCUAGAGAUUACAACAUUCUCCAGCUUGUUAACCAGAUCAGAUGUCAGACGUUUAGCCCAUGACCUUGGACUUCAUCCCAGCAAAAUCCUCCUGCUCUCGCUGCACCAGUUUGACACUGAGGUCUCCUUCUGUAACAAGAUACGAGGGUUCCUCCAGAAUGCCGAACAUUCGCUACACAUCUUGUUUGUCCAGAUGGACCUUGAGGAAUCCCUUUGCAGUGACGAGCUCAUAGCAUCAGCAAAAUAUUGCUCCAUGAACUACUUGAUGUCCCUGGAGAAUCCGCCCUGUUGGGUGAUUUUCAUUGUGAAGGUUUCGAGAAUCUCAAGUCAGUCUCAGUACAUUGGCUUCCAAGGAGGACUCUGGCACUCGGUCCAUAUUGAUGACCUGAGGGAAUCAGAUGACAUGAGCCUGAACUUGUUGGUUUUCUGUGGAACUCUAGUAAGCAACCUGCUCAACCCUACACCUUCAGGAGAACACCUGGAUGAUGGGGGUAAAGCCCACCUCCACAGCCUGUCUUUAGUGGGAUCAUGCAUUCAAAAAGCUGUGGGUUUGCUGAGGGACACUAACGACACCACAUCUCGGAGCAUGCAGCGAAUGCACAUCCUUCUGACUCUUCUGGGAACUGGUCAGGGCCUUAUUGGAGCUCACUUCCAGGAGGUGCUGAUGGGUAGACUAGCACAAGCCUUGGCAAAAAGAGAAGAAAUGAUGAGCUCUCCCAAGGAGUGGGUGAACAGAGAAGCAAAGAAACGCCAGGCUCUUCAGGAGGGAGGAACUCUGAGGCAUACACUGUGGCGAUGUCUUCAGUCCACUGUGACUCCAAUCUUGGCCAGCAUGUUGGAAGUUAUGGACAGGUACGCAAAUCUGGACCUGCUCUCUGACAACCGGCUCAGUCGAGGCCUGACAAAGCUCUGGUUGGACAUCUGUGCUGAUUCUCAGGUUUUAGACCUAACACCUCUCCAAAAUCAAAGUGAGGCAGAUCAGGAAGUGCUUGUGCAGCACUACUUCAUGUUGGAUGGUGAAGAACAGCCCUGCUCUGCUCCAUUCAGCUGGCUCAUCAGAAUGCACCUUGAAAGCCUGUGGGAAGAAUCAGAAUUUAUGCCAGUAACAAGAGAGGAUGGCACAGAGAGGAUCCUCCAGUUUGUGAGCGCCUUCAACAACAGCCGGCUCGGCGCUCACUUACAGAAACUCUCAGAGGAGGAGAGAUUGGACUACGGCCUGCGUUACCUACAUGACUUUCUGCUGCUCUCUUUGAAGAUCAAGUCAAAGGACGAGCUGAGGGUGUUCACCAGGGCCGUGCUGGGCUGUGUGUCUGAGCUUCAGAGUACCAUGGGGGGUAUUUCAGACCUCUCCCCUGCUUGGAUUCAUGCAGCUGCCAAACAUUACGCCCUCAGACUGGACACUCUUUCCCACAUAUUUCUGCUGCAGCCCCACCUAGCCAGCUACGCCCUCCAACAUGGGCCAAAGAGGAAGCACAAGGAAAUGGUGGAGGACAUUUUGGCUCUUGGAGUCUACGCUGAGGAGACCAAACUUCUGACUUUGACGGCACAGUUCGACUGUGAGUCCUUUGUGAGCAGGGUGGAGUUUGUGCAGCCGUGCAUGGACAGACUGUUUGGGCAGAAGUACAGCACCCUGUGCAGCCCCAGCUGUCUGCAACAUCUGGACUCGAUCAGGUCACUGUGGCGAGGAGUGCUGGUCGUCGUAUCUUUCAUCCAGAAUGUCAUUUUUAGAGUCAAACAGAACGACUCGAGAUUAAGAGAACUGGCUCUCAAACACUGCAGUCUUCUUCUGAAUAUGAUGCAGGAUUGGCCUGAUUUAAGGAGCACGGAAACUCUUCAGCAGCUGAUCCGCAUCCUCAAUUCCUUUCAUGACGAGUGUAUCAGCAGGGAUCUGAGGUUUGGCAUUUCCUGCCCCGUGUGUCUGCUGGAGCUGACCGAGCCGUCCAUCCUGCCCUGUCUGCAUGUCUUCUGUUUGUCGUGUCUCCAAAAAUCCAUCCAGCCCAACAGAAACUCCUGUCCUAAAUGCAGGAAAAACCUUCCACCUGACUUCAAGCUAACUGUUUCUCCUGUAGUCAAGGCUUCACUCCAGCAGCAGGCAGAGAUCAGGGACUGCUGUAACUCCUUCUUCCUGGAGCUGGUGUCCAGGUUCUGCCUGCCAGAGGGACAGAGGCCUGCAGAGGGCGUGGUGGAGCUGCUCUUCUCCUUACUUGUCUUUGCUAACGGUGAUGUGUACAGGACCAGAGAGCUCACGCCUUUCCUGGAGUGCGUGGACAACAGUCCAGUGGUUCGAUCUGUGCUGCCAAAGCUGCUGCUGCAACACAGUUUUGAACAGGUAAAGGUUCACAUCCAGACCUACAUGGAGAAUCUGGAGGAGAAUCUUCUCAAGAAAGAAGACCGUACUGAACUCUACCUGCUGUUUGUGAACUGCUUCCAGGAUGCUCUGCUGUGCUCAGAAGCGAGGGAAACGGAUCAGAAUAAGAAGCAGCAGAUGGAAGCAGAGACCAGAUUCCUGAGCAGAAUCGCCAGGAGACAAACUCCAGACCGACAUGAGGACCCAACAGAGUUCCUGCUCAACACAGCCAGGCUGAGAAUCUGUCUGAGCUCUGCUGCACGGCUGCUGGAGAACGCUUCAAUGAUAGGCAGAGCUGGAGCGGUGGAGGUGAAGUUCCUGCAGCAGGUCAGAGCGGUUUGUGAGUACAGCGGUAACGACUGGAUCAGGGUUUACCUGCUCAGAGCUCUGCACAGAGUCUCCGGUGUGGACCACAUCAUGUCCCUGAUGAACAGUCCGGCCUGGAGAUGGCUCUUCCCCGCAGAACUGCUGCAGCUUCAGAGGACUCUCCCGACCAACGUGGACAGCUUCCUCUGCUGUGGGACGACAUAUAGAAACAUGAGACAAGCUGUGGCCCAGGUUCAGGUGCAGAACAGAUCUGACGCCUUCAAGACAGAAAUACGGAAGCUGAGAGGUUCCCAGAUCAGCCUCCUGGCCCUGGCCCUGUUCAGACAGGUCACCUGCCGCUACAAAUCAGCUGACGUCAACAUACAUCCCAGGCCUGAGGAGAAGAACAGACUGGAAGAGCUCCUGAAAAACGUGAAGCCAAAGGAGUUCAGAGAUUUCUGCUCUGCACUUCUGUCAAACCGUAUCGGAGGACCGGGCUCAAGUCUUCACAUCAGCGCAGAUCUGCCGUCUCAGAGGCAAAUCCUCAUGGAGCUGCUGGUCCAUCUGGACUCUGUGCUGCUCAGUGGGAAUCUUCUGUUGGUUCCUCUUUCCCAGAUCGCCUUCCAGCCUCACAAUGUGACAGACUCCUUUCUGCCGACCAUGCCAGAAGAUCAAACAAACCAAGCUAGACAGUGGCUGGCAGGAGAGAGAUUAGCGAUGUACUAUUGUGCUAAGGGGCAUCCAUGCUUUGUUGGGGAGUGUGGUAAACCAGUGGUUGUUUCAAAAUGUCACUGUGGACUUCCAAUUGGUGGGCUGAAUCACCAACCGGUCCAAGGAUUCACCAGACAAACAGACCAACGAGUCCCAGAUCAAACUCGGACAGGACAUGUGUUAGGAGAAGCUAAUCGGAGGUCUGAGGCCCCUGAGAGACAGAUGACCUACGCUCAGUCCUGUAUCCUGCGGCUGCUGACCCACCUGGCCAUGCUUCAGGGAGCUCUAACCAAUCACAGAGGAAUUGGAGACAUGAUCCACCCGAGGCCAUACGAUGUUUUCAGCUUCCUGUGGAGCCAUCUGGAGACGGACAUGCUUGUCCUGGGACAGACUCUGGAUCAGAACAUGGACAACACGGCUGUGAUGGUUCACUUGAUUCUCAACGUCUGCGCAGAAUUCACUUCAGGCUCCCACAGUGCAGGACAGGAUCUGUCCUCCAGGCAAGGACGUGAGCAGUGGGAGAAGCUUGUCUGUCAAUCUGCCGUCAACCCAGUGCUUCAAAGUUUGCAGAAGAAACUGUCUGAAGCUCAGGAGAGAAUUGGUGCAGACGACGGCCUCGCUGGAAGCCCCCUUAUGUGUCUCCUCUUUGGGGAUCCUGGGAGGAUGUUGACCCUCCCCUCUGACUGUCCCACACAUCGCUCCUCUUUCUGGACCCUCCCUGAGACGAUGACAGUGGAGCGGCUGUCCCAGCUGGUGGGACAGCCAGAGGGUAACACUUUACCUCUGCUCGACACCUUCCUCAAAAAGAUCACCUGUACCAGGCAGCUCCAUCACCUCCCUGAGCUGGCUGCUCUACAGUCCGACCUGCUGAGAGUCGCUCCUCUGAUGGCUCACUCUACACCUCAGACGAUUGCACAGAUGUUACAAAAGAUACCUGCAGGAUACCAGAGGAAGAGACUGCAGGAGAGAGUGGAGAGAUUCAUCAAGGUGUGGAACCGACUCAGAGCAGAGGUGGCAAACAACUCCACAGACUUGGGCGUGGAUAUGAACUUAUGUCAGACGGAGCUGAUGACAGAGAGCUCUGCAGAGUUUCUGACGCCGAGUCGACAUGGGCCGGGGUCAUGCCUUCAAAUUCUGGUGGACUUCCUGUUAAGGACUCACAACGGCCUGGUGAGAGAGGCCCGCAGGGUGAGCCGCCAAGAGGACAGUGAAUACAGCAUUACACUGGAAAGGAUAUCAGAGACCCAGCUGACCCUGUGCCACCCAGAGAGAGAGCUGCUGCCUCUGGUUUUAGCAAACUGCCACUACACUUUGAAGAAAGGUGGAGAGACGGACAGCAGCUACGACCUGCAGGGCAUCCAGACACAGCUGGCUCGUCGCUUCUUCUCUGGAAAACCAAUCAUCCAAGCGGACACAUCCAGGUACCUGAACAGACACCUGCAGGACUUCUCUGUAGUUCUAACAGAGGUCAGAGGAAAGAUCCCUCAGGAGCCGCUGAAGGGCUCGCUCAGCAGCUCCAUGAAAAUGGUGCUGCGCUCCUACACAGAUGUUUGUGACGCCGUGUUUGUGGUGGAGAUCGGCCUCCGCUUUCUGGGAAAGACAGGCGGAGAUCCUCAGUGUCAGCUCCUGUCCUACCUCACUGAUUCGCUGCAGAUGAAGCCGCAGAUUUCCAGCUCUGUAGACAAGGGUCUUGGGGAGAGCAAACUGGAGCACUGCAUAUUCACCUGGCAGCUGCUAACUUGUUGGAAAUCUGAGCUCAUGCUGAACAGAAAACAGGACCCCUUUCAAAAGCUGCCUUUAGAGUUCCAGCAGAAGCUGUCUGAGGAGGAGAGGAAAGGCCUGAAGGUUUUCCUCGCUGCCACGGAUGUUGACACUUUCACUUUGGAGCUUCAUGAAAUUCUGCUGCUGAAGACGAGCGAUACUGUGCCAGAGGAGGGCUACCAAGCUCACUGGGACAUCAGGUCCACCUUAGAGGGCCAUUUGGAGCAGAAGGACCUUCCACCCCUGCUGGGGCUCGAGUCUUUGGCGGAGGACAUCACUCUUGGACAGGGGGCUGACGUGUGGAGGACAGCUGUGGAGUUUAAAAGACGAUAAAUCAGUUCCACAUAUAUUCCACAUAUGAUGCCUUUUUUUAUUUAGAUUACUGUUAACUUUGUCUGAAAAAGGCUUUCAGAUGAUUGCACUUAUUCUGAUUAAAUUUGAGUUUCUUUGAUGAAAAUAUUAAUGUGCAAGUUUUAUAUGUACUUUUCGUCUUAUUUUAUUGAUCAUUACAUGUUUAAUUUGA